AUGACAUCGUCGCUCGAACUGCGCUCAGUUGUGAACGAUCAUUCCUCGCCAUACAAUAUUCCUCCACAGUAGCCCACGUACGCAUGAUCGCCUAGAGAAGAUCCCUCCACCCGAGUCUUCCAACGAACAGCGCUCCGUUCCUCUCUCAACCCGGUGCAAUCGUCCGCCUAAAUAGGCGACACUCAAUCCAGGACGAACAGCAUACCCACCACUGCGCCUCUCACCAUGUCCAACCCGCUGGACACCGAUGCCGGCUCCGAGCUCUUCAGCACCUACGAAGCCGAGCUCAAACUCGUCGAGGCAGAUGUAAACCAGAAACUCGACCAAAUUCCCGAACUGACGGGCGAAGAGCGCAAAGCCGCCAUCCGCGGCGCAGAAAGAGCGCUAGACGAGGCGAAAGAACUGCUGGACCAGAUGAACCUUGAGAAAUCCAACAUCCCCACCUCCGCCCGAUCAAAAGUCAACUCGCGCUUCCGCAACCACCACUCCGACAUCGACGGCCUCACACGAAAGUUGAAAUCGCUCGUCGAUUCGGACCGUAAACAGCUCUUCGGCGACAGAUACACGGACGACCCCGAGGGAGGGUCGCGGGAUCUACAACUCGAGCAGCGCCAGCAGCUUUUGUCAGGCACGGAGCGCUUGGGCCGCAGUAGCGAUCGCCUGCGCGAGUCGCAGCGCGUCGCCCUCGAGACGGAACAAAUUGGCGCGUCGACACUGGCGGAUCUGCAUCAACAGAGGAAUGUGAUCGAACAUACGCAUACGAAUCUGCUGCAGAGUGAGGGAUAUGUGGAUCGGAGUGUCAAGACGCUGAGGGGGAUGGCACGUAGGAUGGCUACCAAUCGGUUGAUCACCAUUGCGAUCAUCACGGUAUUGGUGUUACUCAUUAUUGGCGUGAUUUACAGCAAGUUCAGGUAAAUAGCAAUGCAUUGUGGAACGUUUUGUGUCGAGAGGAAGGGCGUACUCAGGGCGAAUCGUCUACUCCCGUUUGUCCAGAAGGAUGGGGAUGUUGGCGUUCAGGAGCACCACUGCGGCAGGACUUUCCUAUUUGUGCCAAAAACAUAUCCUUAAUAUGUCUGAGGGCAGCUAUGCCUAUAGAUGCUUACGGCGGGAGAAACCAUGCCGUCUACCCUGUAUACCUAACAAGUCCCAAUCCAAUGUUGAGCAUAAACCCAAC
Molecule: messenger RNA, 1174 nt
Organism: Exophiala xenobiotica
Lineage: Eukaryota; Fungi; Ascomycota; Eurotiomycetes; Chaetothyriales; Herpotrichiellaceae
Exons: 3
Coding region: 226-915 (229 amino acids)
Biological process (GO): intracellular protein transport; intra-Golgi vesicle-mediated transport; macroautophagy
Cellular component (GO): late endosome membrane; SNARE complex; Golgi apparatus
Molecular function (GO): SNARE binding; SNAP receptor activity
Source: RefSeq, a predicted model, not a curated record